Seminavis robusta is the source of this 1115-nucleotide messenger RNA. Lineage: Eukaryota; Bacillariophyta; Bacillariophyceae; Naviculales; Naviculaceae. The record is from the annotation of a GenBank genome assembly.
AUCUCAUUUUGUCGUCCACACUUCAUUCGACAAAGUUCUUUCUUUCAAAGCAGCAAUCUCGCCCUCUUCCCCUUUGGAGAUCAACAUGCGCUUGUGCUUUAGCUUCUUUCGCUCGCACUUUGACGAUGGUGCCGAUCACCGAAUCUCCAUUGGUUUCUCGGCAAUCCACUCCCCAGGUUUUCCUAUCGAUUGCAGGACAUCGAGCAAGAGUUAAUGGACCGAACUAUCACCGGACUGUCGUUGUCCAUGUCAAGAGAUUUGCGCGACGAUUCUGAUGAUUCGAUCGUACCAGUUUGCCAGUUGCUUCAUCAAUGAUUGGUGCCCACGUUGACGCAAGUUUCUACCAAGCUCGAUCACUGGGACGAUCGUCGUUUGAGGACCACGUUGGAGCAUUUGCAAAGCAACAAGAUCACGAAGAUGAGAUUGUAUUCCAAAAACCGUCCUGAAUAUCUAUUUCAGUUUUCUGGUACGUCUUGGAACCUCAUUGGCCAAUGCUUUCCUCGACUACAAGACUUGCAAGUCGUAGGAGACUUGCCCUUGGAACAUUCCAUCCAAGGAUUGACGCAGUCAGUGUUGAUCUUGACCGACAACCGCCUGUGCCGGUUGUCCGUCGAAGGGUGCACCAUGGACAGUCACGAGGCACCAGCGCCCACCAGCGAAUCUUCCGAAUGGUAUGCGCUCGUUUGUGCCCUCCGUUCAAGCCGUCACUUGGAUCAGUUGACCAUCCGCAUCCGUGCCCGUUUAACUGAUUCCAUCCUGCGUGAGGCAAUGAUUCAUCGAGGCAAGAUGCAUUCGAAACUUGACGACAAGAAUCCAAAUCAAACAACUUUGGAACAGUUUGUGAAAGCUCUCAUUUACGUUCGGAGUCGGGCCGACUGCUUGCACUACUUCCUGCACCCCGACGAAUUUGGAGUUUCACCCGAUCUUUACGCGAAACAAGAAAUCGGAGAAACAUCCGAUACUGCUUCUGUUGGAUUUCCUUCUGUCUAAGAACAUUGACUGUCACUCGACUCACACUCCUUGCGGCUCCCGGUCAUGGUAAGGAUCUACCGGUAGGAAGAAAAGAAACGAUAAUUAUAAUAGAGGCAUAGAUCAGCAAGUCCUUUGACACCGAC